GCGGACACGAACUGCGCAAACUCGCGUCACAGUUGGUCCGUAAACACGGCAACCGGAAGCAGCUCUGUGAAAUGACUCCGAGCAGGUAGUAUGGAGAGGUGACGUGCCAUCAGAGUGUAACUGAUAGCAGUGCAAAGUGCCGUGAUCGGCCAAUAGGAAAGUGGCAGCGCAAUGACUGAGUGCUUCCUGCCACCCAAUAGCAGCCCUGCAGAGCAGCGGCGAGGGGCGGAGCAUCAGAGCGGCGUUCCUCGGACCCCCAGCUCAGAGGAAAUCAGCCCCACUAAAUUCCCGGGGCUGUACCGCACGGGUGAACCGUCACCGCCGCAUGACGGACACCACCAUGAGCCCCCUGAUGCUGCCUCUGAUGAUGAUAAGGAGCACAGCAAGAAGAAGAACAAGUUCAAGAAAAAGGAGAAACGCACCGAGGGCUACGCUGCCUUCCAGGAGGAUAGCUCGGCUGACGAGGCCGAGAGCCCAUCCAAGAUGAAGCGCUCCAAAGGCAUCCACGUGUUCAAGAAGCCCAGCUUCUCCAAGAAGAAGGAAAAGGAUUUUAAAGUGAAGGAAAAAGGCCCCAAAGAGGAGAAGGCCAAGGACAAGAAGUCCAAAGACUUGACUGCAGCCGACGUGGUCAAGCAGUGGAAGGAGAAGAAGAAGAAGAAAAAGCCAAGCACUGCAGAGCCAGAGCCAGUCGCUGUGGAGACUCCAGCCACAGUCCGACCCAUUUUUGGUGCGCCGUUAGCCGAGGCAGUGAGGAGGACAGCGCUGUACGACGGAAUCCAGCUGCCUGCCAUUUUCCGCGAGUGCAUUGACUACGUCGAGAGCUAUGGCAUGAAGUGUGAAGGCAUCUAUCGUGUCUCUGGAAUGAAGUCGAAAGUGGACGAGCUGAAGGCGGCGUACGACCGGGAGGAGUGCCCGUGCCUGGAGGAGUACGAGCCACACACUGUGGCCAGUCUAAUGAAGCAGUACCUGCGCGAGCUGCCCGACAACCUCCUGGGCCGAGAUCUGGCGCCGCGAUUUGAGGAUGCGUGCGGCCGCUCCAGCGAGGCAGAGAAGCUGCACGAGUUCCAGCGGCUGUUGGCCGAGGUUCCUGAGGGAAGCAGGCUGCUCUUGUCAUGGCUUAUCACUCAUAUGGACCACGUGAUCGCCCGUGAGGCGGACACCAAGAUGAACAUCCAGAACAUCUCCAUUGUGCUCAAUCCGACUGUUCAGAUAGGGAACCGAGUGCUCUACGUCUUCUUCACACAUGUGCGUGAGCUUUUCGGUGAUGUGGUUCUGAAACCAGUGGUGCAUCCUCUGCGCUGGUCCAACGUAGCCACCAUGCCGGCCUUGCCUGAUACCCAGGAGAGCAUUAAGGAGGAGAUCCGGAGACAGGAGUUCCUGCUGAACCGCUUGCACAGAGACUUGCAGGCUGGGAUAAAAGACCUGUCCAAAGAGGAGCGCUUGUGGGAGGUGCAGCGUAUCCUCACCGCUCUCAAACGCAAACUGCGCGAAGCAAAGAGACAGGAGUGUGAGAGUAAGAUAGCACAAGAGAUCGCCAGCCUGUCUAAAGAAGACGUGUCCAAAGAGGAGAUGUCUGAGAAUGAAGAGGAGGUCCUUAACAUUCUCCUGGCUCAGGAGAACGAGAUCCUGACCGAGCAGGAGGAGCUGAUUGCUUUGGAGCAGGUCCUGCGCAGGCAGAUCGCCACGGAGAAGGAGGAGAUCGAACGACUGCGUGCUGAGAUUGCUGACAUACAGAGCCGGCAGCAGGGCCGAAGUGAGACGGAAGAGUACUCGUCAGACAGCGAGAGUGAGAGCGAGGACGAGGAGGAGCUGCAGAUUAUUCUGGAAGAUCUACAAAAGCAGAAUGAGGAGCUGGAGAACAAGAACACUCAUCUAAAUCAGGCCAUCCACGAGGAGCAAGAGGCUAUUUUGGAACUCCGCGUUCAGCUCCGCCUCCUUCAGAGCCAAAAGCUGCAGCAGGAGCACACAGCUCCUCCCACAGUGGAGCAGGCCCCACCCACACAGCCCAGCCCAGAGGAGCGAUCCAGAAGCGAUGAGCCGAUCAAACGGAACAUACCCGUCUCCAUGGCAACCCCCGGCGAUGCCAGUGUCGCUGCUUCAACAGCUCCAGCCAAUGGGAAGCCAGGAAAGGACACUUUAAAAGCUUCACCUAGUAAAACGUACACUGUUAAUCAAAAUCUACCGAUAUAGAUCAAACACAUGAUAUAUGAUAUGAUAUGAUUGGCGUCUGUCGUGUUGGGGACAGUGAGGUGACUGUAGUUUCAAAAACUAAAUUAAUAUAUCUAUAAUAAGAGCUUCACCAAUAAUUUGGUUAGGAUUUAAUUUCAUUCAAACCUAGGCAAUACUGAUUUUUUUUUUUUUUUUUUUUUUGUCGUUCUUCAAAUAAUUUUGGGAAAGUAUUAACAUUAAUGCCAGAAAACGGGAUAAAAAAAAUAUUGGUCUCUUCAUUUCUUGACAGAUUUUUUUUUUUUUUUUUUUUUUUUGAGGGGUCCAGACCCAGGAUUAAGAUCUAAGAAGUCCUUCGGGUUAUUUCCAAAGGUGUGUGCACGCGUCUGUGUGUGAGAAUGAUAAAACCUCUGUGCCAUAGGUGAAUGACUACAACAGGAUCAAAGUUUUACACUGAAGAAAUAAAACUGAUCAGACGAUGAAGUGCAGAUGCUCUUAUUUUAUAUAUUUACAUUUAUUUAAGUAUCGGUUCUUUUGAUUAUGAAAUAAAGUGCAACUGUACAAUGCAUAGCUAUCUGGCAAUAAACACCUGAUGGUCACAUUGUCGACAUGCUA
This is a messenger RNA of Neoarius graeffei (lesser salmon catfish), 2781 nucleotides long. RefSeq names its product ralA binding protein 1 (gene ralbp1). Gene Ontology annotation, molecular function: small GTPase binding; GTPase activator activity. The transcript is spliced from 10 exons. NCBI's taxonomy places the organism in Eukaryota, Metazoa, Chordata, Actinopteri, Siluriformes, Ariidae. Bases 172 to 2190 code for a protein of 672 amino acids. Gene Ontology annotation, biological process: positive regulation of GTPase activity; small GTPase-mediated signal transduction; endocytosis. The record is from RefSeq and is a predicted model, not a curated record. Gene Ontology annotation, cellular component: membrane.